AAAAACACGUGACCGACGCAGUAUUUACGAAAUCCGCCAUUUGCCGAACACAGCACGUUGAGGUGCUGUAAAUAAACGUUUGGCAAGAUGGCUUUCCCCUACAUGAUAGGGCCUGGUGGGCAGCCAUUUAUAAUACAACAAGUUCCGUUGAUGCCCCAACCAUUGAUACAGCAAGUCCCCAUACAACAGCAGCAGCAGCAACAACAGCCGCCAGUGCCACAACCUCAGAAGUUACCUGAUUAUAUGUCUGAAGAAAGAUUACAGGAUAAAGCAAGAAAAUGGCAACAAUUACAGUCAAAAAGAUAUAGCGAGAAGAGAAAGUUUGGAUUCAUUGAUGCACAGAAAGAAGAAACACCCGCAAGUCAUGUACGGAAAAUUGUGCGUGACCAUGGAGACAUGACAAACAGAAAGUUUAGACAUGACAAAAGAGUUUAUCUUGGAGCGUUGAAGUACAUGCCUCAUGCUGUUCUUAAACUACUGGAGAACAUGCCUAUGCCAUGGGAGCAGAUCCGUGAUGUUAAAGUCCUGUAUCACAUCACAGGAGCCAUUACAUUCAUCAAUGAAAUACCAUGGGUUGUAGAACCCAUAUAUGUAGCACAAUGGGGAACCAUGUGGAUCAUGAUGAGAAGAGAAAAGAGAGAUCGACGUCAUUUCAAAAGAAUGAGAUUCCCUCCCUUUGAUGAUGAAGAGCCUCCACUUGAUUAUGCUGACAACAUCCUAGAUGUUGAACCCCUUGAGCCCAUACAGAUGGAAGUUGACAUGGAAGAAGACAAAGCUGUUUAUGGAUGGCUGUAUGAUCAUAAACCACUGGCUGACACAAAAUAUGUUAAUGGUCAAACCUACAGAAAGUGGAACCUUUCCCUGCCGAUGAUGUCAGUCCUGUACAGAAUGGCUAAUCAGCUGAUUACAGAUUUAGUAGAUGAGAACUAUUUUUAUCUGUUUGAUUUGAAGUCCUUCUUCACAGCCAAAGCUCUGAACAUGGCAAUACCAGGAGGACCAAAGUUUGAACCACUGGUCAAAGACAAAGAAUUACAGGAUGAAGACUGGAACGAGUUUAAUGACAUCAAUAAGAUCAUUAUACGUCAGCCAAUCAGAACAGAGUAUAGGAUUGCCUUCCCGUACUUGUAUAACAGUAUGCCUUUUAAAGUGCAGUUAUCAUGGUAUCACACACCAAAUGUAGUUUACAUUAAGACAGAAGAUCCUGAUCUACCGGCCUUCUACUUUGAUCCUUUGAUUAAUCCAAUCUCACACAGACACACAAACAAGGGAGGAGAGAUAUUACCAGAAGAUGAUGAGGAAUUUGAGCUACCAGAAUUUGUUCAGCCAUUUAUGAAGGACACACCUCUUUACACGGAUAAUACAGCUAAUGGUAUAGCACUGCUGUGGGCCCCUCGUCCAUUCAACAUGAGAUCAGGACGCACUCGCAGAGCAAUAGAUAUUCCACUAGUCAAAACAUGGUAUAGAGAGCACUGUCCAGCCAACAUGCCGGUCAAGGUCAGAGUGUCCUAUCAGAAGCUUCUCAAGUAUUAUGUACUCAAUGCUCUCAAAAGUAGACCACCAAAGGCUCAGAAGAAAAGAUACCUGUUCAGAUCUUUUAAAGCAACAAAGUUUUUCCAGCUGACACAGUUAGAUUGGGUUGAGGUUGGAUUACAAGUCUGUCGUCAAGGUUACAACAUGUUGAAUCUGCUGAUCCACAGAAAGAAUUUGAAUUACCUUCAUUUGGAUUACAACUUCAAUCUGAAACCAGUCAAAACUCUCACUACAAAGGAAAGAAAAAAAUCCAGAUUUGGUAAUGCUUUCCAUUUGUGUCGUGAAAUCUUAAGGUUAUCCAAGUUAGUGAUUGACAGUCAUGUACAGUAUAGACUGGGAAAUGUGGAUGCUUUUCAGUUAUCUGAUGGUAUACAGUAUGUCUUUGCCCACGUAGGACAGUUAACAGGAAUGUACAGAUAUAAAUAUAAGUUGAUGAGACAGAUCAGGAUGUGUAAAGAUAUCAAACAUUUAAUCUACUACAGAUUUAACACAGGUGCUGUUGGUAAAGGACCAGGAUGUGGGUUCUGGGCUGCUGGUUGGAGGGUGUGGCUGUUCUUUAUGAGAGGGAUUACCCCUCUACUUGAGAGAUGGUUAGGCAACUUGUUAUCCAGACAGUUUGAGGGACGUCACUCUAAAGGUGUUGCCAAGACCGUGACAAAACAGAGAGUUGAGAGUCACUUUGAUCUGGAGUUAAGAGCAGCUGUAAUGCAUGACAUCCUAGACAUGAUGCCAGAAGGUAUUAAACAGAACAAGGCAAGAACUAUCUUACAACAUCUGAGUGAGGCUUGGAGAUGUUGGAAAGCUAAUAUUCCAUGGAAGGUUCCUGGUUUGCCUAUCCCUAUAGAGAACAUGAUAUUGAGAUAUGUCAAAGCAAAAGCUGACUGGUGGACAAACACAGCUCAUUAUAACAGAGAGAGAAUUAGAAGAGGAGCCACCGUUGAUAAGACUGUUUGUAAGAAGAAUCUGGGUCGGCUGACACGUCUAUAUCUGAAGGCUGAGCAGGAGAGACAACACAACUAUCUAAAGGAUGGACCCUACAUUACAGCCGAGGAAGCUGUGGCUAUCUACACUACCACUGUCCAUUGGCUGGAGUCCAGAAGAUUCUCACCCAUUCCAUUCCCUCCAUUGUCCUACAAACAUGACACUAAACUUCUCAUUCUGGCUUUAGAACGACUAAAAGAGGCUUACAGUGUUAAAAGUCGGCUGAAUCAGUCCCAGAGAGAAGAAUUAGGACUUAUAGAACAGGCCUAUGACAAUCCUCACGAAGCCCUGUCACGUAUCAAACGUCAUCUUCUCACACAGAGAGCAUUCAAGGAAGUGGGUAUAGAGUUCAUGGACUUGUAUAGUCAUUUGAUCCCUGUUUAUGACGUGGAACCACUGGAGAAAAUCACUGAUGCUUAUCUAGAUCAGUAUCUGUGGUACGAGGCUGACAAAAGACGUUUGUUUCCACCGUGGAUAAAACCAGCUGAUUCAGAACCUCCACCAUUACUAGUAUAUAAAUGGUGUCAAGGUAUUAACAAUCUACAAGAUGUGUGGGACACAGGUGAGGGGGAGUGUAACGUUAUGAUGGAAUCAUCGUUUGAAAAGAUGUACGAAAAGAUAGAUUUGACUUUACUCAACAGAUUGUUACGUUUAAUUGUGGAUCAUAACAUCGCUGAUUAUAUGACAGCUAAGAACAAUGUUGUCAUUAAUUAUAAGGAUAUGAACCACACCAACUCCUAUGGUAUCAUUCGAGGUCUACAGUUUGCUUCCUUCAUAGUCCAGUAUUAUGGACUGGUGUUAGAUCUGUUGGUCCUUGGUCUUCACAGGGCCAGUGAGAUGGCUGGUCCACCUCAGAUGCCUAAUGACUUUCUAACAUUUCAGGACGUUGGUACAGAAAGCAGCCAUCCAAUUAGAUUAUAUUCAAGAUAUGUAGAUAAGAUUCAUCUCUUCUUCAGAUUUUCAGCUGAUGACGCUAGAGACUUGAUACAAAGAUAUCUAACAGAACAUCCUGAUCCUAACAAUGAGAACAUUGUAGGAUAUAACAACAAGAAAUGUUGGCCAAGAGAUUCCAGAAUGAGGCUGAUGAAACAUGAUGUCAAUCUGGGUCGUGCUGUGUUUUGGGACAUUAAGAACAGGUUACCGAGAUCAGUGACAACCAUCCAAUGGGAUGGAAGCUUUGUGUCUGUGUACAGUAAAGACAAUCCUAAUUUAUUAUUUAACAUGAGUGGGUUUGAAUGUCGUAUCUUACCCAAAUGUCGUACAACAGCUGGUGAAAAUAAACAAAAAGACGGUAUCUGGAAUCUCCAGAAUGAGGUCACGAAAGAGAGAACAGCUCAGUGUUUCCUACGAGUGGAUGACGAGUCCAUGUCACGAUUCCAUAACCGAGUCCGACAGAUUCUCAUGGCUUCAGGGUCCACUACUUUUACCAAGAUUGUCAACAAAUGGAACACAGCAUUGAUUGGAUUAAUGACAUAUUUCCGUGAAGCUGUUGUCAAUACGCAAGAGUUAUUAGACUUGCUAGUCAAAUGUGAAAACAAAAUCCAAACACGUAUUAAAAUUGGACUAAAUUCUAAAAUGCCUAGCCGAUUUCCUCCAGUUGUGUUUUACACACCUAAAGAGUUGGGAGGAUUGGGAAUGUUGUCUAUGGGCCAUGUAUUGAUACCACAGUCAGAUUUACGAUGGUCCAAACAGACUGAUGUGGGGAUCACACAUUUCAGAUCAGGGAUGAGUCAUGACGAAGAUCAGCUGAUUCCUAACUUAUACAGAUACAUAAUGCCCUGGGAAAGUGAGUUUAUUGACUCACAGAGAGUAUGGGCUGAGUAUGCAUUGAAAAGACAGGAAGCUAAUGCACAGAACAGACGUCUGACUUUAGAAGAUUUAGAGGACAGUUGGGAUAGAGGUAUUCCUAGAAUCAACACACUGUUCCAGAAAGACAGACAUACACUGGCCUAUGAUAAAGGGUGGAGAGUCCGAACAGAAUUUAAAGCAUUCCAGGUAUUGAAACAGAAUCCAUUCUGGUGGACUCAUCAGCGACACGACGGAAAAUUGUGGAAUUUAAACAACUAUAGGACUGACAUGAUCCAAGCAUUAGGAGGUGUCGAGGGAAUCCUGGAACACACACUGUUUAAAGGCACGUACUUUCCUACGUGGGAAGGUCUGUUCUGGGAGAAAGCCAGUGGAUUUGAGGAGUCUAUGAAAUACAAAAAAUUGACAAAUGCACAGAGAUCUGGUCUGAAUCAAAUUCCAAACCGACGAUUUACUUUGUGGUGGUCACCAACAAUAAACAGAGCUAAUGUAUACGUAGGUUUCCAGGUGCAGCUGGACUUGACUGGUAUUUUUAUGCACGGUAAAAUUCCUACACUGAAGAUUUCACUAAUCCAAAUAUUCAGAGCUCAUUUAUGGCAGAAAAUUCAUGAAAGUGUUGUCAUGGACUUGUGUCAGGUAUUUGAUCAAGAACUGGAUGCUUUAGAGAUAGAAACAGUACAGAAAGAAACAAUUCAUCCCAGGAAAUCAUACAAAAUGAACAGUUCAUGUGCUGAUAUACUCCUGUUUGCUGCUUAUAAGUGGAACGUUUCAAAACCAUCACUGUUGGCAGAUUCUAAAGACGUAAUGGAUAACACAACUACCCAGAAAUACUGGAUUGAUAUACAACUCCGAUGGGGUGACUACGACUCUCACGACGUGGAGCGUUACGCACGUGCCAAGUUCCUGGACUAUACCACAGACAACAUGAGUAUUUAUCCUUCGCCUACAGGAGCUCUGGUUGCCAUUGACCUAGCCUACAAUCUACACAGUGCCUAUGGUAACUGGUUCCCAGGGGCCAAACCACUGAUCCAGCAGGCUAUGGCUAAGAUCAUGAAGGCUAAUCCAGCUCUGUAUGUACUGAGGGAGAGAAUACGUAAAGGUCUACAACUGUAUUCCUCCGAGCCGACUGAACCGUACCUGUCAUCACAGAAUUAUGGAGAACUGUUCUCCAACCAGAUCAUCUGGUUUGUGGAUGAUACUAAUGUAUACAGAGUUACAAUUCACAAGACAUUUGAAGGCAAUCUAACCACCAAGCCAAUUAAUGGAGCUAUUUUUAUAUUCAAUCCACGAACAGGACAGUUGUUCUUAAAGAUCAUUCAUACAUCUGUAUGGGCUGGACAGAAACGUCUUGGACAGUUGGCCAAAUGGAAGACUGCAGAAGAAGUAGCUGCCUUGAUUAGAUCCCUUCCUGUGGAGGAACAACCUAAACAGAUCAUUGUCACUAGGAAAGGCAUGUUGGAUCCAUUAGAAGUACAUUUGUUAGAUUUCCCUAAUAUUGUCAUCAAGGGUAGUGAACUCCAGCUACCUUUCCAGGCCUGUCUCAAGGUAGAAAAGUUUGGUGAUCUGAUUCUAGAAGCUAAAGAGCCACAGAUGGUACUAUUUAAUCUCUAUGAUGAUUGGUUGAAAACUAUUUCAUCUUAUACAGCUUUCUCCCGAUUAAUUCUGAUUCUGCGAGCCUUGCACGUCAACAAUGAUCGUACUAAGAUCGUAUUGAAGCCAGACAAGACGACCAUUACUGAACAACAUCACAUCUGGCCGACUCUGUCUGAUGAGGAAUGGAUGAAGAUUGAGAUGCAGCUUAAAGAUCUCAUUCUGGCUGAUUACGGAAAGAAAAACAAUGUGAAUGUAGUUUCUUUGACCCAAUCAGAAAUAAGGGACAUAAUCCUUGGUAUGGAGAUAUCAGCACCAUCAGCUCAGCGUGUACAAAUUGCUGAAAUUGAAAAACAGACGAAAGAACAAUCACAACUUACAGCAACAACAACACGAACAGUUAACAAACAUGGAGAUGAAAUUAUUACGUCCACAACCAGUAAUUAUGAGACCUCAACAUUCUCUUCUAAAACUGAAUGGCGUGUUAGAGCAAUCUCUGCCACCAACCUCCAUCUGAGAACUAAUCAUAUUUAUGUCUCUUCAGACGAUAUAAAAGAGACGGGAUAUACUUAUAUUUUACCAAAGAAUGUUCUGAAGAAGUUUAUUAUUAUCUCUGAUCUAAGAGCCCAGAUUGCUGGAUUUUUAUAUGGAGUUAGUCCCCCUGAUAAUCCACAAGUGAAGGAGAUUAGGUGUAUAGUGUUACCACCACAAUGGGGAACUCAUCAGACCGUUCAUCUACCAAACAUUCUCCCUGAACAUGAAUGUCUUAAAGAGAUGGAGCCAUUAGGAUGGAUUCAUACACAACCUAAUGAAUUACCACAGCUGUCUCCUCAGGACAUCACCACUCACGCUAAAGUCAUGGCUGAUAAUCCGUCAUGGGAUGGAGAAAAGACUGUCGUAAUAACAUGCAGCUUCACACCAGGAUCUUGUUCAUUGACAGCCUAUAAAUUGACCCCCACGGGAUACGAGUGGGGCAGACAGAACACGGACACUGGUAACAAUCCUAAGGGUUAUCUCCCCUCACAUUAUGAACGUGUACAGAUGUUAUUGUCAGAUCGUUUCCUCGGAUUCUUCAUGACUCCGGCUCAGUGGUCGUGGAAUUACAACUUUAUGGGUGUUCGUCAUGACGCUAACAUGAAGUAUGAAUUACAGCUAGCAAACCCCAAGGAAUUCUACCAUGAAAUACAUCGUCCAUCUCAUUUCCUUAACUUUAGUUCAAUGGAGGAGUCAGAAUUGAUCGGGGCUGAUAGAGAAGACAUGUUUAAUUAGAUGUACAAUUGUUUAACAAGGACCAUCAUAUUAAAUAGAUUGGUGCAGACAGACAUUAAUGAUCUUAAAGACAUGAGUCUAAAUAAACUUGCUGAGGUUUUUUUUUUUAGGAAAUCUGGACUGCCGAGAGUAAUGUGAAAAAAAAUAACUUGAUAAUUUUUAGUGCUUUUGAAAAAUAAGAUAUCAGUUGUAAAGUAUGAUAAAGAAGAAACAAGUGUGAAUAGUAAUGAUUUAUUUUUUAAUGUAUUUAAUGAUAUUUGAUGAUGAAUAUUGAUAGAAAUACAAAAUGUAAAUAUUUUAUUUAAAUGAGUUAACUGUGUAUAACUGUAAACGUUAAAAUGUACACAAGACCUUCUGAUGAUUUUUUUUUUACAGACUAUUUCCUAAAACUGAAUUUUAUUUUUGCAAUGAAAACUUUUACGUCUAUAGUCUAUCAGUUUUCCACGGCAGAUUUUCUGGUUCAAUGAUUUUUUUUACUUUAUUUAAAGUGAAAAAAGUCUUUUUGAAUGUUGCACUGUUGCCUAAACAUGUUAUCUCUAUAUUGAAUCUGUUUGAUGCUGUAGAAUAACAACAAUGUCAAAAUAUGUAUUCUUUUUAAGUAGAUUAUAAAUCAAAAUAAUGAUUAAAAAAUAGUGGAAAAUAUGAAAGAAAAAAAUUGGUAGGAAAACAUUGCCUAUAUUUUUCAUUGGAAAUGUAUGAAAAUGUAUAAAGAUUAUUUGAAAGUAUUUUGUUGAACAAUUUUUGUAUUAAAUACAUGAAGUGUUAAUAAAAUAGAUGGAUUAAUUGUCUACGGAAAAGGUGUAAAAGUUAUUAAGUUUUAAAUGACAAAAUGACCUGUGUAAAAAAAACGUCUUUCUUUUUUCUUUUUAUACCUUAAUAUGAAAUAUAAGGGGGAAUUUUUAUCUCCAUAAUUAUUUGCAUAAUUUCAUUUUAAAUGUUGGCAUUUACAUAAAUCUAUCAAAGUUUUCUAGACUUUGUAAUGACAUUACAUUUCCUGAUUUAAAUCAUUUAAAACUACUGUCUUUAAACCCUUAACCUUUUAAAAAUAUAACAGAAAUAAUCAUUAACUAUGUUAUAAAUUAGCAAAGGGUUAUAAUUAAAACAGCCCUAAAUUUUUUCAAUCUGUUGAAAUGAAGGCAUUUUUCAAAAUGAUUGUAAAUUUAUGAAAUUCAUGAAGAACAUAUAUUUAUACUUUUGAAAGGAAUAAUGUGUAUUAAUGAGAUCAGUGUUAUCAUACUUGAUUUUACUGGUCUACAUGAAUCUUUUAUUAUAAUUCAUUAACAUCUUGUCAUUCAUAUAGAUUGUCAUAUUUGGAUUUAUAAGUCCUUAUCGUAUCAUGUUUUUGAAAUGGAUAUUUUCUGUAUGUUCAAUGUAUAAAGAAUAAAAUUCUGUUUCACUUA
This is a messenger RNA of Mytilus trossulus (common blue mussel), 8576 nucleotides long. RefSeq names its product pre-mRNA-processing-splicing factor 8. The transcript is spliced from 39 exons. The record is from RefSeq and is a predicted model, not a curated record. The coding region runs from base 88 to 7176 and encodes 2362 amino acids. Gene Ontology annotation, cellular component: catalytic step 2 spliceosome; U5 snRNP. NCBI's taxonomy places the organism in Eukaryota, Metazoa, Mollusca, Bivalvia, Mytilida, Mytilidae. Gene Ontology annotation, biological process: mRNA splicing, via spliceosome; spliceosomal tri-snRNP complex assembly. Gene Ontology annotation, molecular function: U6 snRNA binding; U2 snRNA binding; U1 snRNA binding.